Molecule: messenger RNA, 3180 nt
Organism: Saccostrea echinata
Lineage: Eukaryota; Metazoa; Mollusca; Bivalvia; Ostreida; Ostreidae
Product: suppressor of cytokine signaling 7-like
Exons: 2
Coding region: 43-1314 (423 amino acids)
Biological process (GO): phosphatidylinositol phosphate biosynthetic process; intracellular signal transduction
Cellular component (GO): phosphatidylinositol 3-kinase complex
Molecular function (GO): 1-phosphatidylinositol-3-kinase regulator activity
Source: RefSeq, a predicted model, not a curated record
ACUUCCUGUUGCAAUGCCUGCACCUCAGAAAAAGGCAUAAAAAUGUCUCACGAUGAGGACUUUGCAGGAAAUAGUGCAGAGAAGUUGCUUCCAGCAAAUAAUAAUACUAGGAGGGGUUUGCCUAUAAAUAACUUGGGGGGACACAGACUUCAUCGCUCCUCAGUGAGACCAUUUUUCUGCUGUGGUAGCCAACUGUCUUUGAACAGCAUAACUGAUUUCAUCGAGGCAUCAGAUCAGUCUGACUGUGAUGAUGGCUCAGACCUCAUGUCAAAUUUAUCUUUAUCCAAAAAGACGCAAAACAGACGCAAGAAAAACAAUGAAGGACGCAAAAAAUUUUGGACACUAAAACUAAGAGGGAAACUGCAUGUACCCAAAAGAUCAACUUACAAUACAAAUGAAAGUGAUUCUGCAGAAGGUAUUGUGUGCACUUCAUACAGAAAGCCUUCAGAUGAAAAUGAGAGUGGCACGGAACAAACUGCAGGUGCUUCAGCACAACCUCAGGAAGUGUUUGUAACAUUACGCCCUAUAAACUUUGACGAAUUGUACCCAACGGAGGAUAUCGAUCAGAGAAGAAUCCGCCAGAGGGCACAAGAAAUGGAGGAGGGGAUAGAUGUACAGAGUGCAUGCAUCCUCAUUCCUCAACCUGCCGAAUCCUCAUCAGAUGAGGAAUAUGAUUGCCCUCAACCUUCACCACAAAGAAACAGUUACUCCUCAUUUCCCGAGUCAUGGCCCUAUGGGUCUUUCUCAAUGUUACCCACACAUUCCAACAUGCUUCCUCCCCCCACAGUCCGCCCACAUUCCCAAGUGGAUUUCAUUCACUGUUUGGUCCCAGAUAUUGCCAGCAUAACAAACUGCAGCUACUAUUGGGGUGUAAUGGACCGCUACCAGGCUGAAAAACUACUGGAUAAAAAGCCAGAGGGAACCUUUUUGCUUAGAGACAGUGCACAAGAAGAAUACCUGUUUUCAGUCAGUUUUCGACGCUAUGGCCGUUCCUUGCAUGCAAGGGUUGAGCAAUGGAAUCACAAAUUCAGCUUCGAUUCACAUGACCCCGGCGUCUUUGCUUCAGAGACUGUUUGUGGACUGAUUGAACAUUAUAAAGAUGCCAGCGUUUGUAUGUUUUUUGAACCAAUGCUUACCACACCUUUGCAUCGUACCUUUCCCUUUAGUCUUCAGCACCUGUGUAGAUCAAUUAUUUGUGAUCGGAUAUCAUAUGACGACAUUUACGUUUUGCCCCUUCCUCGUCAGUUGCGGGACUAUAUGAGGUACUACCACUACAGACAGAAGAUACGCACUCGUAGAUACGACAUGACUUAGGAAGUCUUUUUCUUUCCAGUCUGAAGAUAGAAGAGGCAUUACAUUUUGUGUCCAGUUGUGACUGUACCCAGUUAGACUAGUGCAUAGUUGACAUGUUUUUCAUGUGUACAGUAGAUUUCAGCAGCAUGUAAAAUUAUUUUUAUAUCAUGUUCGUUGAAUUAAAAAAAAUAUUUCUUGCACCCUUAUUUUCAAGGGUAUUAGGUAGAAAUAUUCUGUACAUUAGAGCAUUUUAUUGGCUGUGGCAGAUGAAAGAGUUUUGGGCAUUAAAAAAAAUUUGUUUACAUUAAUUAAGUUCAUGAUUUAGUAGUCCUCACCCUAGAAACUUUAGUCUGUCAUACAUGUAUAUUGGCAAGAAAAUGUAAUGGUGACCUAUAAUUAGGAUUUUAAAGUACUGGUACAUGUAUUUAUUUUUGAACCAUUUCAACAAAUUAUUAAAAUGAAGCAUUAUAAAAUGAAGCUGGUACAUGUAUGUAAUUGAACCCAAAACAAGGUUUGUUCGUGCAAUCACAAAAAUGUCAUGUUCUGAGAAGUUUCAAAAUUUGAUAUCUUUGGUCAUUAAUUAACCUUGAGUCUCAACUUCAUUUUAACAUGUUUAUAGGCUUGUCAGUAUGAAAAAUGAAAACAAUCAAUAUUUGAUCUUUUUACAGCCAAGUAACUUGUAAUCUUUGAUGAUGAAUAAUGCACAAAUAGAUCUACAAGCAUGAGAUGUUUAUGCUGUGGACUCGAAAGCAUUUGUGUAAUUUUAGUACAUCUAUAUUUCAGAAUGGCCUAGUGUUAGGUAUAUAUGUGUAUCAGAUUUUUCCUAUAAUGAGCUUUUGAAUUUUAAAACACUUAUUUAUGGACAACCAAUAUUUUCUUGGUUUUGUUAUUUUUUUUUAUACCAUCUUGUACAUGUCAACAUAUUUCCUUACUUUCGCUAUAUUCCUUGUACAUGUUGUACUCUACUUGGAAAAAUUUUGUUAAAAUGCUUUUUUUUGCUGUAAAAUUUUCCAGUCAUCGUGGUUUUGCAUUUCCUUUAGCCUGCUUCCCCUUCUUCUAGUGUUAACUUCCUUAUAUGCAAGAAAUCAGUAUGGUGAUGUUAAAUAUGCACUUAUGUCAAUAAGUAUCUAGAAAAAGUUGUUAAAGUGGACUGCAAAGAGGCUAAAACUAAGGGUUUUAUUUUUCUUACACUUUCAAAAUUGUGUUUUGGUAUGCAUUUUAUAGGAACAUGAUAUUGGUCUCAUCUACUGGAUGUGAUGGAUAAUUUAAGCAUGUUGUUUGAAUUCAGAAUUAUUUGUAAGCAUAUAAAUCUAGCUAUAAAUAGACAUCUGUACUUAUGCCUAGCAGUAUAGGUUUACGGUUUGUCAUUCCUCUGUUCAAUUGUAUAAAAUUUUGCUUUAUCUAUCUGAAAGAAAACCUAAUUAAAAUGCACACAAUUUCAACAUACCUUGCAGGGCAAAAUUUGGCAGAAAUUGCCUUUCAACAUGACAAUUAUUUAAAAGGAAUGUGGUCAUUUAUCCUGAUGAGAGUUAUUUCCCUUAUCAAAGGGUUGAUGAACCUUAAGGAUCUGUACAUUAAAUAAAGUACCCUAACUUAAAAUGAUUCUUCAAGAAACAUUCACAUAUCUCAAUGAUUUUCCCCUUACAUACAAAGUUUGGGUUUCUUUCCAACAGGAAUUGGCAUCUGUGUAAAGCAUCAAGGAUUGUAUUGCAUAGAACUUUUGCAUUGAAUUAUUGUGCUACAGCAACAUUUUAGUUAUCAGUGUAAGACCUUUAUAAAUAGUGCAAUAACAUUAAAUCCUCACCCCAGCUACGUGCUGCUUUAUAUAAGUUGGUUGUAUAUGUAUUGUGCCAUUGAUAACAAAAAAUAAAUUAGCUUGUCAUGGUU